AAACGAUCGGGAUCUAGUGUCAUUUUAUUCUGAACACAGCAUAACAAUCAUGGCGGAUGAAAUAAAGCGGAAAGAUGCUCAGAUGAGGGCCACCAUUAAUCAGAAGUUGGUGGAGACAGGAGAACGUGAUCGAUUAAAAGAAUUGUUGAGAACCAGACUGAUAGAAUGUGGUUGGCGAGAUCAACUUAAGCAACACUGUAAAGAGGUAGUUAAACAGAAAGGCUUGGAACAUAUAACAGUGGAUGAUCUAGUUGCAGAGAUUACACCAAAAGGAAGAGCUCUGGUCCCUGACAAUGUUAAAAAGGAAUUGUUACAGAGAAUCAGGACAUUUUUAGCACAGCAGCCUGACAUUUGACCCUGAAUCCUACAGUCUAAUGUACAGCCGUCCUUAGGGUGCAACAUUGACAGUGAUGUCACCAUCACGUUUGAAAUUUAUUAGAUGACACAGAUUUCUAGUAGCUUAUAGCAAUGUGCUGAGUGUUCAUAAUAAUGCAAUUUCUUAUCUGUUGUUCAUAUUAUGUUAUUUCUAUUUUCUAUCUCAUCCAUUUUGCCAGACAAAUUUUAUUUAAAAAAAUGAAAGAAAAAAAGAACAAAAAAAAAACCCACUGCUAUACUCAAGGGUCUAAAGGUACUGAUCAAAUAAGCGAUUUUAUAUUCACAUAAUCAUGCUACUAUUUCAAAGAAGUGAAUAAAUAAAUUAAUUGUUACAAACACAAAUUAUACUGAAAGCAAUAAUGUACUUAGAAAACAUUAUACAUUUGUAUAUAUAUGUGUAUUAUAUGCAUAUUACCUCAUAUACAUGUAAACAGAUAGAUUCAGUAUUAAUAAAAAUGAUAACUGUCA
Messenger RNA from Saccostrea echinata, 843 nucleotides. RefSeq names its product transcription and mRNA export factor ENY2. The record is from RefSeq and is a predicted model, not a curated record. Gene Ontology annotation, molecular function: transcription coactivator activity; chromatin binding. Gene Ontology annotation, biological process: regulation of transcription by RNA polymerase II; poly(A)+ mRNA export from nucleus; positive regulation of DNA-templated transcription. Lineage: Eukaryota; Metazoa; Mollusca; Bivalvia; Ostreida; Ostreidae. The coding region runs from base 50 to 355 and encodes 101 amino acids. Gene Ontology annotation, cellular component: DUBm complex; nuclear pore; SAGA complex. The transcript is spliced from 5 exons.